AUGAAGGUUGAGGCACGGGGGUGGGGCACGUGGAGUGGAGGUCGAGGCACGGGCGCGGCGCCGGCGGCGUGGAUGACAAGGCUGGAGGAGGUGCGGUCGGCGGUGAGCUCGAGGGCGACAGCACGACAGCUGCGCCGGGGCGCGGGCACCGGCACAGGAGGCGGCAGCGGUGGAGGGGGCGGGGUGGUGCAGAUGUCAAGGCGCGGGCGCAGUGCCGGUGGUGUGGAUGAUGAGGCUGGACGAGGCGCAGCCGACGACAAGUUUGAGGGCGUCGGCAUGGCAGCGGCGCGGGGGCGCGGGCUCUGGGACAGGAGGCGGCAGUGGUGGAGGGGACUGGGUGGCAUGGAGAUCGAGGCGCGGGCGCGGCACCGGCGGCAUGGAUGA
Messenger RNA from Panicum hallii, 384 nucleotides. RefSeq names its product alanine and glycine-rich protein-like. The coding region runs from base 1 to 384 and encodes 127 amino acids. The transcript has a single exon. The record is from RefSeq and is a predicted model, not a curated record. Lineage: Eukaryota; Viridiplantae; Streptophyta; Magnoliopsida; Poales; Poaceae.